Molecule: messenger RNA, 942 nt
Organism: Exophiala bonariae
Lineage: Eukaryota; Fungi; Ascomycota; Eurotiomycetes; Chaetothyriales; Herpotrichiellaceae
Exons: 2
Coding region: 1-942 (313 amino acids)
Source: RefSeq, a predicted model, not a curated record
AUGGAAGCCAUCAAGAACACCGUCGCCAAUGUACUGGGCACUAACAAAUCCCAUGAGACUGAUGCUACUACCGAUAGUACUCUAGGGCAUCACAAUGCCCCCUCUGGCACCACUGCCGACAGCACUCUCGGUCACUCUACUACAGGCACCACAAGCACCACAGGUACUACAGGUACUACAGGUGCUACAGGACUGUCAGAAAAUACAGGUUCUACAGGAUCUACGGGACUAUCAGGAACCACGAGUGAUGCACCUCCUUCCUUCCAUGAUCGAACCACAACUGGUGGUGACAGCACAAUCUCCCACGGAACCACCGGCUCUACAACCACUGGAACAGGUGGCUUGAGCUCAGCAGGCGACACUGGCCUCUCGCAUGGAGCCACAGGAACAUCGACUACUGGGACCAGUGACUUGAGCUCAGGAAGAGAUACCACUGCCACCUCCGGCACCACGGGUCUGGGACACAGCACAAGCCAUACGAGCCACUCCCAUGACACACAGACCGAUGAGCUGUCCCCGACCCGGUCCCAUCCAGACCGGAAAGACGUCCAGUCCCCCGACCAAGGGCCAGAUCCAAACCUUACCGGGCCUGCCUCAGGACACCCUAAGAUGGUUGGAGAAGGCGCACCUGGUUCGCACUCCGCACUCUUUGGCCUCACUCCUGACGGCAAGAAACACGAUGAUACGAGCCAUGGCACCACCCCCAUCCGCCCUGCACAUUCCGAUGAGACUACCAUGGGUAGGAAGAGCGUGGCUCCUGGUGCGAGCGGCGCAGACUCCGUCGGUGACAGCAUCCGUGGUGGUCAUGGCGGUGUCAGCGACCAGAUUGAUGCUCCCGAUGUGGGCAAGAAAGGUCUAGAACGCACUGACCCUGCGCCAAUUUCUGAAUCGAACAGUGGUGGUAAGCCCGGUGCUGGCUUGACUGGAUUGGGUCAAUCAUAG